This is a messenger RNA of Strigops habroptila (Kakapo), 2011 nucleotides long. RefSeq names its product bridging integrator 3 (gene BIN3). Gene Ontology annotation, biological process: actin cortical patch localization; plasma membrane tubulation; endocytosis. Gene Ontology annotation, molecular function: lipid binding; protein binding. The transcript is spliced from 9 exons. The record is from RefSeq and is a predicted model, not a curated record. NCBI's taxonomy places the organism in Eukaryota, Metazoa, Chordata, Aves, Psittaciformes, Psittacidae. The coding region runs from base 523 to 1284 and encodes 253 amino acids. Gene Ontology annotation, cellular component: cytoplasm; actin cortical patch.
CAGCCUCCUGGGGAUGGUUUUGGGGGGGGGGGGGGCGUCUCCCCAAACCUGUGUGCUCCUGUCCCUCCAAACGUGCUGCCUCGCCUUGGGCCUGCCCGGCCGGGGCACCCCCGUCCCUGCCCAUCCCGCACCCACCCUGGGGUGCUGCUGGGCACCCCUUCCCUGCGCCCCUGCCCAGCGCAGGGCGCUGCCGGGCACCUCUUGGGGCACCUUGGGGUGCUCCCGAGCACCCCUGCCCACCCCAGGAUGCUCCUGCCCACCCCGCGCUCCAGGGCGCUCGCCGCUCCGGUGCUUUGAUCCCACGCUCGUUCCCAAGGGAUUUGCACCGUUUUUCACCGUUUUCCACCAUUUUCCCCCCGUUUUUCCCCGUUUUUCACCGUUUUCCCCCGCUCCCCUCUGCCCCGUGACGUCACUCCCCGUCCCGGCAUCACCCUCCCCUGUUCCUCCCGCCCAGUGGCGGCGCUGCCGGAAGGGGCUGGGCGGCGGGUGAGCGGCACUUCCGGGCGAGCGGCGAGGGGAGCCAUGAGCUGGAUACCGUUCAAGAUCGGGCAGCCCAAGAAACAGAUUGUACCCAAGACAGUGGAGAGAGACUUUGAAAGGGAAUAUGGCAAGCUCCAGCAAUUGGAAGAUCAGACCAAAAAACUUCAGAAGGAUAUGAAGAAAAGCACAGAUGCAGACUUGGCCAUGUCCAAGUCAGCUGUGAAAAUCUCCUCAGACCUGCUGUCUAACCCGCUGUGUGAGCAGGAGCCCAGCUUCCUGGAGAUGGUCACAGCCUUCGACACAGCGAUGAAGAGGAUGGACUCUUUCAACCAGGAGAAGGUGAAUCAGAUCCAAAAGACAGUCAUAGAGCCUUUGAAAAAGUUCAGCAGCGUGUUCCCCAGCCUGAACAUGGCCGUGAAGCGCCGGGAGCAGACGCUGCAGGACUACAAGCGCCUCCAGUCCAAGGUGGAGAAGUACGAGGAGAAAGAGAGGACCGGCCCUGUCCUUGCCAAGCUGCACCAGGCCCGUGAGGAGCUGAGGCCGGUGAAGGAGGACUUUGAAGCCAAGAACAAGCAGCUCCUGGAGGAAAUGCCCAAGUUCUACAGCAGCCGCAUCGACUACUUCAAACCCAGCUUCGAGUCGCUGGUCCGGGCUCAGGUUGUCUAUUACACGGAGAUGCACAAGAUCUUUGGGGACCUGACGGCGCAGAUCGACCGGCCCGGGCUGAGCGACGAGCAGCGGGAGCGGGAGAACGACGCCAAGCUCAGCGAGCUCAGGGCUCUCUCCAUCGUGGCCGAUGACUGAGCAGGGGCUGGGGCCUCCCCCCAGCUCCCCACCUCCUCCCGCCCAGGGAUGGACUCGGGGGGUUUAAACCCUUUGCCCCCAUGGCUCUGCCAGCACCAGGUAUUGCCUGGGGAUGGGGUGGGGGGCACAGCGGGGCUGCCCCUGCCCCGUUUCCAAAGGCAGCAUCUGGACUAUGGGUGCUGUAAGGAUUUGCCUCAUAAAGGGGAGGUGGAAGUGGGGAGCAGGCUGGGUGCUGCCGGCCUUGCCCAGGCACCCACUUGCUGCUGCACCCGCACAGAGCACUGGGUGCCUGGGCCAGAGCCAGCCCCGCUCCUUCCCUGUGAGGCAAGAGGAUGGGGGCAUCCUGCACCCUGCGCUUUGUGCCUUAGGGGAGAGGAAAAGCAUUUUAAUCCCGUGCUUCAAGGCAUGGGGAGAGGGUGAUGAAAGCUCCGCGCUUCCCAUGCCCAGCACCAAGCGAUGCUGCACUCCCGCGUUGCUGUUUUAAGCAGGAAUGGUGCAAAGUGCCUCUGCCCCAUAGCUAUGGGGUGCAGGGGGUGCACAUCAGCACAGCCAUGGGUGCCCACUGAGGGGUACGGAGGACCCCAGGAAACAGGGAUGCAAAAGGGAAAUGCAGCCCAGGCAGGGGCAGACCCAGGGAGGGGCAUGCAGAGGGGUGUGAUGGGGUCCCAGAGUCACCCCUUGGUGCUGGGGGGGGACAGGGGUGUCUCCAAUAAAGUUCUUGGCAGCA